GCAAAGCAAAAGCAAAGCAAAGGAAAUCAGAGUAACAGCAAAGCUAGGGACAUCAGUCAGGGAGGGACGGGGGGGACAGGCUGCCAUGACCACUUAACUUUGCUCGUUUGCAUGUAAUAUGUAGCAAACAGCGGUGCCCACAUUGUCUCCCCCCCUCUCUGUUAAGUUCAGGGGCUGGUCAGCCUAGCUGCUACACGGAGGCCUGGAUCUGUCUAAGUUUUUGUGAGUUAGCAGGCUGACGUUAGCUCCUGCUAUUAGCCUGCUCUUGCUGGUGACUGAGAACAGCUUGUCAACAGCAGACCGACCUGGACGGGGCUGCUGUCGCUGCCUGUUUGUUUUAGCUGGUUGUGUUGGCUCAAACAUCUUCUGAACCAGCGGCACUACUGAGAGAGAAAGCGGAGCUACAAUGGCAACGUGACAAGAGAUGAGCCGCUGAGUCAGCUUCAACAGGAACCAUGGAAGGGUUUCAGGAAACUGCCACAGAGCAGCUUGACCGGGUGAAUGGGUACAGUGAGCCGAAGUGCCCCCAGGACGCCGGUGAUGUCAGGUGGACGCCACCGGAGGUAGAUUCUGGGGGCUCAGACAGCUGUGGGGGCACAAGCGUGUCGGAACUGACUGACCUGCAAGAGUUAAAAACCAGGGAGAGUGAGGAUGAGGGGGAGAAAGAGGAAGUGCUUUCUUCCAAAGACCUGAAAGGGGACCAGAAGAAACGACAGAAAGAGGAUGAAAAUCAGAAGGACAAUCACGGCAAAGAAAACAGCAGUGCGUCAUCCAGCUACACAGACCUGUCCCACACUUCGUCCCCCUCGCUGUCGGAGCAGCUACGUCUCGGCAAAGAAGAUAAUUCAGGGUCUGGCAUCAGUGUUGAGUGUAAGGUCUGCGGGGACAAGGCCUCGGGCUUCCACUACGGUGUGCACGCCUGUGAAGGCUGUAAGGGCUUUUUCCGGCGGACUGUGAGAAUGAAACUGGAGUAUGAGCGCUGUGAACGUUCCUGCAAGAUCCAGAAAAAGAAUCGCAAUAAGUGCCAAUAUUGCCGCUUCCAGAAGUGCCUGUCUUUGGGAAUGUCUCAUGAUGCGAUCCGAUACGGGCGUAUGCCAGAGGCAGAGAGGAAGAAGCUGGUUGCGGGCCUGCUCGCAGAGGAGCUGAAUGUCAGCAAACCAGGCGGCUCAGACCUGAAGACCUUGGCCAAACAAGUCAACACGGCUUACCUGAAGAACCUCAGUAUGACCAAGAAGAGGGCCCGCAGUAUUUUGACUGGCAAAACCAGCAGCACCUCACCUUUUGUGAUCUACGACGUGGACACGCUCUGGAAAGCAGAAAGUGGUUUAGUAUGGAGUCAGUUAGUUCCAGGUGCACCCCUGACCAAGGAGAUAGGAGUUCAUGUAUUCUACCGUUGUCAGUGCACUACAGUGGAGACUGUGCGAGAGCUCACCGAAUUUGCCAAGUGCAUUCCAGGGUUUGUGGACCUCUUCCUCAAUGAUCAGGUGACUCUGCUCAAGUACGGCGUUCACGAGGCUAUUUUUGCCAUGCUGCCAUCCCUCAUGAACAAAGAUGGACUGUUGGUGGCCAAUGGCAAAGGCUUUGUGACCAGAGAGUUCCUGCGCAGCUUAAGGAAGCCCUUCAGCGAGAUCAUGGAGCCCAAGUUUGAGUUUGCUGUGAAGUUCAACGCCCUGGAGUUAGAUGACAGCGACCUGGCCCUGUUUGUCGCUGCCAUUAUCCUCUGUGGAGAUCGACCGGGGCUAAUGAACGUGAAGCAGGUGGAGCAGAGUCAGGACAACAUCCUCCAGGCCCUUGACCUCCACCUCCAAGCAAACCACUCUGACUCCGUCUACCUCUUCCCAAAGCUGCUUCAGAAGAUGGCCGACCUCCGUCAGCUGGUUACAGAGAAUGCUCAGCUCGUCCAAAAGAUCAAAAAGACUGAGUCCGAGACGUCGCUCCACCCUCUACUACAGGAGAUCUACAAAGACAUGUAUUAGAAAUCUCCAGCACAGGCUGACUUUAGCAAUACUGUUACAGACUGAAUCUACGGUUACAAGAACACCCUGCUUUCGGUUCAAGCACUGUUCCACACACGGGCAUGGAUAUUUAACUGGCAGAUGAGGCAAAUUCACUUGGUAGGGCUAACACAGCAGAGUAGUCUUCACAAUAUCAGCGUCAGCCUCAGUGCAGUCAUGUGUUGUAUGUGUGUGCACAUUAGAGCAUCUGGAAUCAUUUGCUGCAAGCCUUAGUUUCCCACAACGGUCACUUAACAGGAAGAACGAUAUGUUUUCUUAUAGAGGCUGCUCUUGUUUCCUUCUCAGAGCGAAGCUGACCCCAGAGCAGUGUUUAGAGAGAGAGAGAGAGAGAGAACUUCUCCUCGUUCACCUCAGCUCUGUGUUUCGCUGCAAAGGGAACGCAUUUCACGUUCUUACACCGAUGGCAUUAUUUAAAUGGGAGAAAGACAUCUAGUUUAUUUUCUUCUUGCAAGAGUGAUGAUAAUUCGCAGACUUUUAAGUGAAUCUGAAGAUGCGCAAAUUGCUAUUUGUUUACAUCGUAACUGUCAUCAUCGUCAUCAUCACUGACCACAACUUUGCCAUUUGGUUUAAAGAACACAAACUGGGCUGGCUCUCAGUGCAGCUGUCUGUGCAAUACCUUUUCCAUUUGUCAAUAAAUGUGAGAUCCAAGUUACUUAGCUUUCGUCUUCAAGCAGUCUACCCAAGUGGUAACGAUUGGAUCGUGCACAAAUGAUAUCUUCUGAAGUUGAAACUAUAAACACACAACCAACUGAAGUACAAGGGACAGCUUGAUUUUUUUUUAAGUACCAUUUUCUUUCUUUUGAUAUGCAAAAUACAGGGAAAUUAGCCAUUCUCUGUUUUUUUUGGUUUGUUUUUUGUAAUAAUUUGUAAUUGUUGAUCACAUUUGUAAGGGCAAUACACAGAUUCUUAUAUCAUGUAUUGAUUUUGUUUUGUAUUAGAUGGCAGCAUGUUUAGUUUAAUUCCUUCCCAAUAUAUCAUCAGGAAAAUUGUCAAGCUUUCUUUAUCGGCAGUUUGGAGUCCAUUGUGAAGUAGGACUGAAGUUAAACCAGCACACUAAAUCUUAUUUGAUGACAAAUGAAAGUUAAUGCGCAGCAUCUCGUAUCAAAUGCUGCUUUUGUAUUCAGCAUAUACACAAUCCUAGAUUACUACUCCUUUUGUCUGUCUUUUUUUUUUUUUUUUGCAACCGCCUCCCUGUUAUCCAAAUCCAUUUGUCUUCGAAGGUUUUUCCACAUUAUGAUUCUUCCAUUUCUACUGUACGCCAUUUGAAAUGACUUAAUUGUCAGCUCUGGUGCACACUUCAGCAGUGUCCCCUUGUGCUUUUACCCUGUUUUGGUCCUCAUCUACCUCUACCGAAAGAUUAUUCCUCUUGUUUAAUCCCUAACAUUUGUUUUGCCUUAAUUUGUAAUAUUAGUGCACAUGGCUAUAUCACGCAAUGUGCCAUCGUAGCAAAGGGUGGAGAUUACACCAAAAAGUGUGAAUAAUCUACCUCUGUGCGUGAGUGAUGGGUUGACAUGUUUAAGCAAAAAAAAUGUUGCGACUUGAAAUAUUUUCUACAUUAUUGUCACAUAAAACUUGUGCGGCACUAGCUUAGUGGUUUCCCUCGUAUAAAGAUUGUUAGAAAUACUGGUGAUUUUUUUCUGUAUUUUUUUAAUGGUAAAAGUUGAUAAAGUUUGUUUGACGCGCACAACUGAGGAACUUGGUUAAUUCGGCACAGUUAAACCCUUGUUUGAUUGACACACGAGUUGACCAAUGGGAUCGGCUGCAGGUGGGGAAACAACUCCGACGUCCUGCAUCUAUUGGUUCGUUGCUACGCGAAGUAAUCAGGAGAGUCAGCUGUAAACUAUUUAGGAAAGCGAGUAUUUAGUUUGGCGGCUUGCUCAAAACACAGAGGAUGGACCCAGCACGUUACGGAAGUAUCUGUAGACAUUUCAUGAAUGGCUCUUGCAGAUUUGGUCCUAGAUGCAAUUACCGACAUGAGUGGCCCGUCAUACAAUCAUCCCAAAUAUGUAGGUACUUUCAGAAAGGGGGAUGCUGGUAUGGUGACCGCUGCAGGUAUCUCCAUAUCCAUCAGCCUCCAGUCGGCCCAGCUAUGGCGGGUAGAAGGGGUUCGGUGCCUGCUGUGUCCUCCUCCAGUGUGGCCCAUGUCCAGUCUGGAAGAAGAGGGUCAGAACCAGCUCUUCUGCGUGCUGCCGUAAUGUCCAGGCAGGAGUGCAGUGGAUCAGAGUUGACAGCCAACCGCUCCGGUAUUCGGCGCGAGCUUGGCCAACUGCCAGACAAUAUUGCAGAGGAGUUGUCAAAAGAAAAUGAUGCAGAGUCUAUUGGGAGCUCAGUGGUAGCCCAAGCCGGAGCCUGCCAUGGGAGAGAUGAGGAGACUUCUUCAUCCAGGAUACACGAGGACGGGGCUUCAGCUGGGGCUGCAGCAGCCUCUUGUACCAAAAGUGACACAGAGGAAACUGAGGCCUUCCUGCAGAGUAAAAAUGUGACCUGUGGUAUCUGCAUGGAAAAAGUCUAUGAAAAGGCGGACAAGAAAGACCAUGUUUUUGGGAUCCUGCCAAACUGCAACCACCCUUUUUGUUUAGACUGUAUCGCAACCUGGAGGAAAACAAAAGAUUUUGGACCAGAUGUUGUAAGGACUUGCCCUCAGUGCCGAGUGAGAUCUGCCUUUUAUGUGCCAAACAAAUAUUGGGUUGAAGGGCCAGCAAAGGAAAGUGUAAUUGCUGCAUUCAAGAAGAAAUUCAGGUGAAGUUUUGUUGGUAUAACAUCAAUUAAAUGUUUGUUGCCUCUGCACAACU
Messenger RNA from Menidia menidia (Atlantic silverside), 4807 nucleotides. The record is from the annotation of a GenBank genome assembly. Lineage: Eukaryota; Metazoa; Chordata; Actinopteri; Atheriniformes; Atherinopsidae.